AUGGGAUUGGCCUUAAUCCCAAACAUUGAGAGUGUUAAAGAAGCAAGAGACAAUAUUCAUCAAACAGUGGAAGAACUCAAAGCUGUUUGGUCUCGUCUUCCAUCUAUUGUCACAACUAAAGCUAAGGUUGUCGGUGAUGGAGCAAUAUUGCGACCUAUUUCCAGUGGUAAGUAUAUAAUGGAUAAAAGUUGGAUACUUAUUGGAAAUAGAGUGUUACCGCAAUAUUUAAAUGGUGUGGAGCAAUUUUUGAAUUUUGCAUUUUCUAAUCUUGAGGUUGGUGUAAGAAUUCAAUGUCCGUGCGUAAAAUGCAAUAAUGUUCUUUGGAAAACGCGCGAUGAAGUGAGAAUAGAUUUAUGUAGGUUGGAAAUGAAUCAAACUUAUAAAAAGUGGAUUCAUCAUGGUGAACUAGAUCUAUCUUCAGAUGAUGAAACAAAUAUUAGUGAAGAUUCAAAUUUAGAAAAUGAUGAUGCUCCAAUUUAUGAAAUGUUGCAUGAUAUAUAUCCUGGUGUUCCCAAUACUAGUUAUGACUUUAAUGAGACAACUGAGUCACCACACAAAGAGCCUAAUAAAGAAGCUAAGAGAUUCUAUAAGUUAAUGAAGAAUGUAGAAAAUCGAGUGUAUCCAAGUUGUGAGAAGUACUCCAAACUCUCUUUUAUAGUGCAUCUUUUUCAAAAGAAGUGUAUGCAUGGAUGGAAUAAUACUUCAUUUGACUCUUUGUUGAAAUUACUUAGUGAUGCUUUACCUAAAGAAAAUGUGCUCCCAGAUUCUAUUUAUGAAGUUAAAAAGAAAAUAAAAGAUUUGGGUUUAGAUUAUGUGAACAUAGAUGAAUGCAUUAAUAAUUGUAUCUUAUAUAGAAAGGAAUAUGCGGAUCUUGAACAAUGUCCUAAAUGUGAUGAAAAAAGAUGGACAAUGAGAAAAGGAAAAGAUGCCAAUAGUGAGGUUGCUUCAGGCAAUUUGAAUAACAAAAAGAAAGGAAUUUCUAGAAAGAUUCUUAGAUACUUUCCUAUUAUACCUAGAUUACAACGAUUGUUUAUGACAAAAGGAACCGCAAAAAAAAUGAGGUGGCAUAAGGAUGAACGAGUUGACGAUGGAGUGUUACAACAUCCUGCUGACUCAUUGGCAUGGAAAAGUUUUGAUGAAAAAUAUCCAAAUUUUGCUUCAGAUCCUCGUAGUGUAAGACUUGGACUUGCUUUAGAUGGUUUUAAUCCUUUUGGUUCAAUGAGUAGUUCAUAUAGCAUGUGGCCAGUUAUCUUGAUUCCAUAUAAUCUUCCCCCAUGGCUAUGCAUGAAACAAUCUAAUCUUUUGUUGUCUUUACUUAUUCUUGGACCAAAAGGUCCUGGUAUGGAUAUUGAUGUGUAUCUCCCCUUUGAUUGA
Solanum stenotomum is the source of this 1374-nucleotide messenger RNA. RefSeq lists its product as uncharacterized. Lineage: Eukaryota; Viridiplantae; Streptophyta; Magnoliopsida; Solanales; Solanaceae. The record is from RefSeq and is a predicted model, not a curated record. The transcript has 3 exons. The coding region runs from base 1 to 1374 and encodes 457 amino acids.